Messenger RNA from Anopheles marshallii, 4218 nucleotides. It is a transcript of the gene tinc, whose product is annotated as protein tincar. Bases 1 to 4218 code for a protein of 1405 amino acids. Lineage: Eukaryota; Metazoa; Arthropoda; Insecta; Diptera; Culicidae. The record is from RefSeq and is a predicted model, not a curated record. The transcript is spliced from 6 exons.
AUGUCUAUAACUGGUUCACUGGUGGGGUAUGAGAACGGCGGUGAUAUAACGAUGGUUUCGAAGAAGAACCGAUCAUUGCUCAACAUCACCGCCACCUCGACUGCUUCGUCCAAGCAAUGCCAAAGCCUCAACUCAAGCAUAUCGCACAGCAGCGUAGUGCUGACGAGCAACACCUCCACCCAGUACGUGCCCAACGCUGGCUCACUACGGCGGCAAGCAAACGCGAGCGACAUCAACCCCGGGAAACAUCGACGCCGUCGGCUUCAUCUUAACACGCUCUGGUCCAUCUGGUACGGCAUUCUGAUGACGCUUCUGCAGGGAUACCUGAUCGUACAGGGCACCCACCGGUACAUCGGGCUGUCCGCACUGACCUGGAAAUACGAAAAACCCACGACCGAACUCGACAUACAGAUCGUGUUCUGUGGAUUGGUGGUCCUGUUUCUGCCACUACUGCUCGCCUCGGCACUGUUUCGCGUAGGCAACCUGGCAAACGAUGGUAUGAAACUGGCCUCGGGCACUAAGCUCUGGCAUGGUUCAACCCCGUCCGGCCAUGAUGGGCUGGAAGAGGAAGCAUUCGAAGGAACUUUGCGUUCUCUAUGGAUUCACGGUGGUCCAACAUCCGCCUUCAUACAUAUCAUCACGGCAAUCUGUCUGCUUUUACCUCGAUUGCUGCUAGAAGCAAAAGUGAUUGAAAACGGACUCCUACCAAGAGAGCACGUUUGGCGCACAGAUCUCGACUUUAUGGUCACGCACAGCGACCGGCUGGUGGUGCUGUCGUUCAUGACCUCCUCCCCGACGUACCCAAACAUGACCAAAGCUCGUCCACCGAUGAGCGAACUGGAGCGCAAGCUGUACCGCAACGGGUACUUCGAGCAGAGCGAUCUGGUGGAGAAGUUUUCCGACUACGAUGAUGACAUCGGUUCGCUCGAUACCAUCGAUGAAGCGUUCCGCACGCAUGAAGCACUCGAGAUGGGUACCGUGUUUGGGGCCAGCUCUUCGAUAGCUAUUUCCACGAUGGAAAACUUCAAUGCAGCGGGUGAAAACCCCACUACACUGCACACGCUACCGCCGGUACGCAACCUUAUCACAACGACGGAGGUACCACGACUGAAACAACCAGCAGCUACGCUGGGUACCGGUCCGAACGCUAGUCUCGAACGAACCAGUAACCGAGAAAGCCGUCGGAAAGACGCGAACCGUAACAACCACCACCGAAAGCCAUCACACUCGGCAACGAACGGGAAGGGACACGUGGGAGGGAAGGGAAAAUCCCAUCAUGGCAACCAUCAUCACCAUCAGCACGGACAACACCAUCCGGAGCAUCGGAAUCGUUACCAAGAGGAGAUAGAUACACGGCUGGAGCUAGAGGAACAGCAGGAACUUGACUGGAGUUUGCUCAAUCAACCCGAAGGUACACCGACCCUCAUCGAAGCAUCCGCCGGAAGCGGUAAGAGGGUAUCCACCAAAUCGAAACAAUACAGCACGAACUCACCUACAAUGCCUGCUCCACCCGGCACAGCGAGAACUACCGCUUCAAAGUCCGAUACUAGCCAGCUGAAGCGUCCCACAACUGCUCAACCAAUCACCACCACCACGAUCUCCACCACGCCUACCGUUGGUUCGAUUGUUACGAAAAAACCCACAACCACCGCAUCUUCCAAGGACAGUGACAUUCACAUCCUUAAACCGGUCAAUCUGCCCGAGAACAUCAUACCCUCCACACCGGUCACGACCAACUCCAAGAUCAUCGAAAUUAAGCCAAAGGCAACAACGGCAAUGUCCAGCUCUUCCGGCGCACUGUCCAGGGCCUCCUUGGUCAGUCGGAAAAGCAAACGUUCCGAACCGCUGACGGUGGCGGAAACCUUCAGCAGCGAAAGUUUGGAAAGCAUCGAAAACAUCCCGAGCGUUGAUGAGGACGAGUUCAUCAUUAAGGAUGAGAACGGUAUGGAGAUAAAGCCAGCGUUCCUGAUUGGUGCCGCACCGGGGAAUCUUACCCUACGCACGAUGCAACUUACCGGCUUUCCCGCCGUGCUUGCAAAUAUCUUUGGAUCACCGAUCGAGCGUCAGUUUAGUGCCGGUUCGGCAUGGGCCGGUGUGCCGUGCCUGGAGUUUGUCAAUCUUGCCAUCGCGUUGGCGGUGUGGGCCGUCCGCUAUCCGUCCGUCUUUUGGCAUACGUCCAAAUCGUUCGCCUGUCUGUUCAGCCUGCAGAUGAUUGCGAACGGUGCGGACAUUCUGCUCAGCUUUGCUGGUGCUAGCGUGCUGUACAAGCUGCAAACGCUCGGUCAGGCGCUGCCCCUGCAAGCACCGCCACUCAUCCUGAACGGCACGGUCACAAUCGCACUCACCAUCCUUGCGCUUAUCCUCACGAUAGCUUCGUCGAUGGUGCUGUAUCUGUACGGGCAUGGGAAGUUAGCGGCGAAGGUACGCGAUCGUCGCAUGAUCACAGCUAAACAGAGUGCGGACGUUUGGGCAUACUUUGCCCACUGUUCCUCCCUCUGCUUCGUGCUGGCACUGGCCGUCGUGAAGGCUCCACUGAUGCACGAUCUCAGCGCCACCUACCGGGGAAGCCUAGAUGGUGCUGUACUUGCUGCGGCACUUGGCUCCGUAAUACAUCUGUUUCUGUGGAUCGUCUUGUGGUUGGGGCUGACGGCCAAACGUCGCUGGCACUUCAAACUGCCCCCGCUGGAUGGGGGUCGACUGGUUGGAACUUCCGGUGCUGCAAGCCAACCACUGCUGCGUGCCAAUGUUAGCCUUCGCUCGCCGAACGGUACGCCGGUGAAUGGGCUGCCGGGUGGCCAGGGCGGAGGUCCCGGCGGUGGACCAGGCGGUCCCGGAUCGGGAUCGGGUGGCGAAGAGGAAACCAUCUACUGGCCCAAGAUAGCGCCGAACUCACCGAAGCUCAAAGUAACAUUCAAUGAAGUAACCAGUACGUCCUCCGAACAUGCACACGGUCCUCAUGAACAUGGCAACAAGCGCCAUCCGUCCGGUGGAACCACGAUACGUAUGUCCAGUAUUACGGGGGAAGUUGAUGACGGAGACUACGCUACGCUAAGGGGCCCAGCGGGCGAUCUGCUUCAUCUCGGCCCGUACGAACACCCUGCCCCUUCCGGAUCGCCUCCUCCACCUCCACCACCACCACCCCAGCUGGAUGACUGUGAUCUUCUCGAUGAAGCCAGCAACAGCAACACGCUCGUUGGAAGCGCCAACGAUCAUGCGGACGAUACGUCGGAAGAGGGCAAACUGCUCGCUUGUGUGCGGGACGAUAGUGUCACCUACGCGUCCACACGCGAUCUCGAACCGCCGAUCAGCCGCACGAUGUCGCGCGAAACGUUCAUGCGGUCGCCGGAACAGCUCAGCAGCCCGCUCGCACCGGUCACCGUAACCGUACACAACCACCUGGAGAAUGCUGCACCCGGUUCAACACCACGCUGCCUACGUCGGGCCGAUUCUGGCAUGCCUACGGAAGCGCUAACACCACGGUCCGAUUCCACCUCGACGGAAAGCUCAACGUCACCGCCCGAUUGCCGCGAUGCACCGUCGGAAACGUCCAGCGGGGUGCAUUCGGGCGAGGAGCGUGACGAGGUGGUCAUAAGACCUCGGUCGGGCCCUUACAAAUCCAUCAUAAAGGCACCGCCGCCCGCCAUCCAGGAGGAACCGUUCGGACGCUCGACAAACAUGAAGAUGUCCAGCUUCAACAAGGACGGCACUAGUGCGACGCUGCCGUUAACUCGCGGUGCCGUGGACCUGCACCGGUCGGAAUAUCCCCAGUGCAGCACGAUGCCCCUACCGGCCGGCUAUCAUCAGCAGCACCAGCAGCAUCAUUACCACUCGCAGACUUCUUUUACGCCGCCCAAUUCCGGUUCGCGGCAACAGAUCCAACAGCAGCGGACGACAUUGCCGAACGAUGUGCGGUACGCGACCUCUUCCAACCAGUUCCUCAAGCGGUUACCGUACAUGAAGAAUGCGGAAUCACCGUACGGACAUCUGGGGCUCGGUGCUGGGCAUCACACAUUCUCCAAGCUCCUGCACGACCCGCUGGCCAUGCCGUCGGGCACGGUCGGUAUGCCGGUGCACUCACACUCCAACCAUAGCACCUUCCUGCCGCCGGCCACCAUACCGGAGGAUCGUGAUUCCGCCAACUACUCGAUGAUAUCCGACCAGGAUCGGGAAAUGUAUAUAAAUGCGUCACAGCUAAAUGGCAUGCAGAUGCAGCAUUAG